Molecule: messenger RNA, 3704 nt
Organism: Oncorhynchus mykiss (rainbow trout)
Lineage: Eukaryota; Metazoa; Chordata; Actinopteri; Salmoniformes; Salmonidae
Gene: mthfd1l
Product: methylenetetrahydrofolate dehydrogenase (NADP+ dependent) 1 like
Biological process (GO): tetrahydrofolate interconversion
Cellular component (GO): cytosol
Molecular function (GO): methenyltetrahydrofolate cyclohydrolase activity; ATP binding; methylenetetrahydrofolate dehydrogenase (NADP+) activity
Source: RefSeq, a predicted model, not a curated record
AAAAAUAAAGGGGGGUGGCCCGUGGGCUGUUCCUCGCUUUACCAACACGCUGCUUGCAUAGUGUCUCAACCACUACCGGUUUCUCUGAUAUCACCGGUUCCGAGUCUCACCAGUCGGUAGUUAACAUCAACAACCCGCUAUUUCAUCAGAAUCAUCAUGAGGCUUUCUACACUUCGCCAUGCCUGCCGCAAUUUACCGACCCCAUCCGUACACCAACCUCGUACGGGAGUCCGGGUGUUCGGCUUGGCGAAGAGUUCCCUACCGCUAGGUCCAUCCAGCAACAGCCAGUUGCUUCUCCGGGCUGCUAGUUCCGUAAGCGGCACUACCUCCGCGGAAAAAGCGCCCAAGUUAGGAAAGCAAACGGAUGGACCGGGCUACGAAAACACUAUCAGUUUCUCUUGCAGGGAGAAUGUUCAAAGGACCAAAGAGGAGAUGGUGGCUUUGCAGAGGGGCCACCCUGCACUCAAACCUACGCUGGCUAUCAUACAGGCAGAUGAGGAUGACCGUUUACUGGAGCUCAACAAGAAGAUGGCUGGAAAGAUUGGCCUGAACGUUACUCAGAUCUGCUUGCCCAGAGAAUGCACUGAAGAUGAGAUUAUAGAGGAGGUGUUGAAGCUGAAUGAGGAUCCCAGGGUGCAUGGUGUGUACCUCCACCUCCCCCCUGCCUCCCUCACCAGCCGGGUCCUCAACACACUCAGACCAGAGAAGGACGUGGAUGGUGUGUCAGACCUGAAUGUGGGGAGGCUGGUGCGAGGAGAUAUGAACCAGGGCUUCAUACCCCCCCUGGCCAACGCUGUCAUGGAGCUGCUGGCCAGACAUGACACCCCUAUGGAGGGGAGGACCGUGUUGGUGGUGGGGGGUGAAGGACCCCUUGGGGUGGCCCUGCAAUGCCUGAUGCAGAGAAGAGGUAUGGUGGUCCUCCACAGCCGGAGGAGCUCUGAGGUUCUACAGAAACAGGCGAACGCUGUAGUCCUGUUGGCUGCGGGGCAUAUGGAUGUCCCUCCCACAUGGCUGAGACCUGGGACUGCAGUCAUCCACUGUGGCUCCGCUCUUAUGACAGAAGAUCAUGGAAUGGAGAUGUCUGGAGUGGGACCCCUAACAGCAGCCCUCCGGAUGCAGAACGUGGUGCAAAGCAGCAGUCGUUGGGCCCAGGGACAACAGUACAGACCCUGGACACUCCGCAGCCUCAAGCUGCAGCCACUGUCACCUGUACCCAGUGACAUAGAGAUCUCCCGUGCCCAGACCCCUAAGCCUGUGGACCAGCUGGCUCAAGAGAUAGGCCUGCUGCAGGAAGAGACUGAGGCCUAUGGCAGAACCAAAGCUAAGGUCCGCCUCUCACUCUUGGAUCGCCUCAGAGAACAGCCUGAUGGGAAAUAUGUGUUGGUGGCUGGUAUCACUCCGACCCCCCUGGGGGAGGGUAAAAGCACGGUGGUCAUUGGCCUGGUCCAGGCGCUCUCUGCCCACCUCAAGCUCAACUCCUUCGCCUGCCUCAGACAGCCCUCUCAGGGGCCCACCUUUGGAGUCAAAGGGGGUGCCGCGGGAGGGGGAUAUGCCCAGGUCAUCCCUAUGGAGGAGUUCAACCUCCAUUUGACAGGUGAUAUCCAUGCAAUCACUGCAGCCAAUAACCUGGUGGCUGCUGCCAUUGAUGCCCGGAUGCUGCACGAGGCCACCCAAAAAGACAAGGCUCUGUACAGCAGACUGGUCCCCUCAGUGAAUGGAGUCAGGCGCUUCUCUCCCAUACAGAUUGCCAGGCUACGUCGUUUGGGCAUCAGUGAGAUUGACCCCAGUGCUCUCAUGCCCCAGGAGGUCAGCUCCUUUGUCCGUCUCGACCUCGACCCCGCCAAGGUCACCUGGCAGAGAGUGGUUGAUACCAACGAUCGUUUCCUGAGGAAGAUAACUGUAGGACAGGCCAGCACUGAGAAAGGACAUGUGCGAGAGACCCAGUUUGACAUAGCGGUGGCCAGUGAGAUCAUGGCUAUCCUGGCCCUGGCUGAUGGACUGGGGGACAUGAAGACCAGACUGGGACGUAUGGUGGUGGGCAGCAGCCGCAGUGGACAGCCCGUCACAGCAGAGGACCUGGGUGUGAGUGGAGCACUCGCGGUGCUCAUGAAGGAUGCCAUCAAGCCUACCCUUAUGCAGACCCUAGAAGGUUCUCCAGUGUUUGUCCACGCGGGGCCAUUUGCCAACAUCGCCCAUGGCAACUCCUCGGUGCUGGCAGACAAGCUUGCAUUGAAGCUGGUAGGAGAGGACGGAUUUGUAGUGACUGAGGCUGGUUUUGGGGCAGACAUCGGGAUGGAGAAGUUCUUCAACAUCAAGUGCAGGGCCUCGGGGCUGAGGCCCAACGUUGUCGUCCUGGUCGCCACGGUCAGAGCAUUGAAAAUGCAUGGAGGCGGUCCCAAUGUCUCAGCUGGCUCACCUCUACCAAGAGAGUACAUAGAUGAGAACCUGAGUCUGGUGGUGAAGGGCUGCAGCAGUAACCUGAGGAAACAGAUCCAGAUAGCCCACCUGUUUGGAGUCCCCGUGGUCGUGGCUCUCAAUGUCUUCAAGACUGACACCCAGGCUGAGAUCGACCUGGUGUGCCAGAUGGCCAAGGAGUCUGGGGCGUCAGAUGCCGUGCCGUGUCAUCACUGGGCGCGGGGUGGCCGUGGCUCGGUGGAGCUGGCCCAGGCAGUGAAGCAGGCCGGCAGUCAGCCCAGCCACUUCCAGUUCCUCUACAGCCAAGAGACCCCCAUAGUGGAGAAGAUUAGGAUGAUAGCCCAGAAGGUGUAUGGGGCUGAUGACAUUGAGCUGUCUCCAGAGGCCCAGGCCAAGAUAGACUAUUACAACCAGCAGGGUUACGGGAAGCUUCCAAUCUGCAUGGCCAAGACCCACCUGUCCCUGUCACACUUGCCUGAGAAGAAGGGCACACCCACUGGCUUCACCCUGCCAAUCAGAGACAUCCGCGCCAGCAUCGGGGCAGGAUUCAUCUACCCAUUGGUGGGAACGAUGAGUACUAUGCCAGGCCUGCCCACGCGACCCUGUUUCUAUGACAUCGACCUCGACCCAGUUACAGAGGAGAUCACUGGGCUCUUCUGAGCAUGCUUCAGAACAAUCACCCAGGCUCUGUGAAAGACCCUCCUGCCCUGUGGGGAGCAUGGCGAGGAGGAAGAGCCCUACACCUUCCAUGGAAGAUGCUUAACCCUUCUAAUGGCACUUCCUACCUACAGGGUUCCACAACGCCACUGCAAAGGCUGGGGUCACUCUUUUGCACAUCAACGAUAUUAAACCAAAUAAGGCCUAACCAUGCUGUAUUUCUGUUAACUGUAACCCCUUAAAAAUGAGGGAAAAGAUUUUGUUACUUUUUAAAUUUGUUUACUGAGAUGAACUACUAUAAUAUCUCAUGUCAUGGUGCUGGUUUUAUUGUUUUCAUUUUUCUUAAUGUGGCUUUUAUUUAGUGUAAUGCAGUACAAGUGCUUGUGUAUUUAUGCACUAAAUUCAUGUUGUACGCACAAGUUGUUUUAAAUGUGGUUAUCUAACCUCGUCUAACAUUUCUUAAUCCACUACAUCCUGCUAAAUGUCACAGGAUGGCUGUUACACAGUUUGGUUACUAGCUGACGCUCUACUUCUACUUAAUGCUGUUUAAUUAGAUGGAUUGUGGAAAACCAUGGUUUUCUACCAUAUAACAACUGUGCCUUUUUAAAAUAAACGAUUUUAUUUACUCUACA